This is a messenger RNA of Phyllotreta striolata, 4154 nucleotides long. NCBI's taxonomy places the organism in Eukaryota, Metazoa, Arthropoda, Insecta, Coleoptera, Chrysomelidae. The record is from the annotation of a GenBank genome assembly.
UCCUCCUCCUAGGCCCCGACAUCGGCGGUUUCGGCAUCAUUCGAGCGAUGGCGAGCCGGAGUCGGUGCGUCGCCGAGAAACGCGAACGCGAACGCGACCGUCGCCUGCACCACCUCCUGCUCCUGCUACGCUACAGUGUCAGUGCGACCGCUUCCUCGUGGCCGGUGGCGCCGUAACCGAGCUAUGCUACGCGAUCAUGACGCCGCCUCCGACGGUCGACGACGACGACGACUUGGAGGAGAUCGGAGGGUGGUUGGAGAGGAACCAGGACGCCUUCGAGAGGUGGUUGAAAGAACAAGCCUCUCCGGAACUGAAACAAAGAGUCCGAAAGGCUUUGUCGCCGGAGAAAGCCAAAGCGGGGCACGUAGCCAAGAACUCGAAUAUAUCGUCUGAUAUUUUCCAACUCUGGUUGGCCGCCUCGCCGGCUAACAACAAUCAGCAUUUACAAAACGUCCGUCCCGAUCACGAUUAUGAAUCCCUGGAGGAAUCGGAGUUGUUCAUGGAGCUCAUCCGCGACGUGGCCAACGAGCUGGACAUCGACGUGCUGUGCUACAAAAUCCUGAAGAACGUCAGCCUGCUGACUCACGCCGACCGGGGCUCGUUGUUCCUGGCGCGCGGCUGCGGCGACGACAAGUACCUGCUGGCCAAGCUCUUCGACGUGCGCCACGACAGCUCCUUCGAGGAGGCCGUGCGGCUGUCGCGCAGCGAGGAGCUCAGGAUACCGUUCGGCGUCGGCAUCGCCGGCGCCGUCGCCCACUCCAAGGCGCUCAUCAACAUCAAGGAUGCUUACAAGGAUCCCCGAUUCAGCAACGAAGUGGACCAGCGCACCGGCUACAGGACGAACCUGAUCCUCUGCAUGCCGAUAUGCAACUACGAGGGGGACGUCAUCGGCGUCGCUCAAAUCAUCAACAAAACCGACGAUUCGCAGGAGUUUACGCCGCACGACGUCGAAGUGUUCCAGCGGUACCUCACCUUCUGCGGCAUUGGCAUUCAAAACGCCCAGCUGUUCGAGGUCUCCGUCUUGGAGUACAAACGGAAUCAGAUUUUGUUGAAUUUGGCGCGCAGCAUAUUCGAGGAGCAGAACAAUUUGGAAUGCCUCGUCACGAAAAUAAUGAGAGAGGCUCAAGAUCUGUUGAAAUGCGAACGGUGCGCCGUUUAUUUGCUCGACUUGGAUUGCUGCGAAGCGAGCCAUUUAGAACACAUCGUUGAGCGGCCCGGUAAAUCCCAGGAGCGACACGCUCCUCUGGCUCGGAUGGAGAGCGGCAAUUUGACGGCGGAAGACAUGAGAGAAAACGGAUUGCGGAAACCCACCGUAUUCAGGACGGUGUUUGAAUUGCGAGAGUGCGGAACGCAGACCUUGGUUUCCCGGCCGUCGUCGUUUGAUUUAGCUAGUUCCACUUUAGCGCAAAUUGCUGGUUACGUUGCUUCUACGGGGCAAAUUUUAAACGUGGGAGAUGUUAAAUCGUGGCUCAAAGAGCAGCAUAGCGAAGGAGACGCUGAUACAGCCAGAACUAUUCUUUGUAUGCCUAUUAUCAACGGAAAGAAAAUGCUAAUAGGUGUAGCUCAAUUGAUCAACAAAGAGAACAACGCAUCUUUCACCGAGUGCGACAUCUCGCUGUUCGAAGCUUUUGCCAUCUUCUGCGGCUUGGGCAUCCACAACACCCAGAUGUACGAGAACGCCUGCAAGCUGAUGGCCAAGCAGAAGGUCGCCUUGGAGUGCCUGUCCUAUCACGCCACCGCCAGCAACGACGCCACCGAGAAGUUGGUGAAGGAAGAGGUGCCGUCGGCGAGCAGGUACAAUUUGUAUAGCUUCACGUUCAUCGAUUUCGAGCUAUCGGACGACGAUACUUGCAAAGCGACCAUUAGGAUGUUCUUGGAGUGCAAUUUGGUGCAGCAGUUUCACAUUCCUUACGAGGUUCUGUGCCGAUGGAUAUUGAGCGUAAAAAAGAACUACAGGCCUGUGAAGUACCAUAAUUGGAGGCAUGCUCUUAAUGUCGCUCAAACCAUGUUUGCCAUGUUCAAAACCGGGAAAAUGGAAAGAUUCAUGAGCGACUUGGAGAUGUUGGGACUUAUAGUAGCUUGUUUGUGUCACGAUUUAGACCAUCGAGGUACCAAUAAUGCCUUCCAGAUGAAGACCGAUUCGCCCUUAGCAGUUUUGUACUCUACCAGUACCAUGGAGCACCAUCAUUUCGAUCAGUGCGUCAUGAUACUUAACACGGACAGCAAUAAUAUAUUCCAAGCGUUAAACCCGGACGAUUACCGUAAGGUCAUGCGAAUCGUGGAGACCGCGAUUUUGUCCACGGAUCUGGCCAUGUACUUUAAGAAGAAGAACAAAUUCCUGGAGCUCAUCGAUAACGGGGAGUUCGAUUGGCAAAGAGACGACAAAAAAGAAUUGCUUUCUGGAAUGAUGAUGACGGCCUGCGACGUCAGCGCUAUAGCAAAACCUUGGGAAGUACAACACAAAGUAGCUAAAUUAGUAGCAGACGAGUUCUUCGACCAAGGGGACAUGGAAAAAGUGCAACUCAAAGAGCAACCUAUAGCUCAAAUGGAUAGAGAAAGAAAAGAUGAACUUCCCCAAAUGCAAGUCGGUUUCAUCGACGUCAUCUGUCUUCCACUGUACAGGGUGUUGUCAGAAACGUUUCCUUGGAUGAAGCCUCUUUACCAAGGAACGCUGGAAAACCGCCAGCACUGGCAAGAUUUGGCCGAGAAAGUGGAGAUGGGCUUGACGUGGAUUGACCACGAUACAAUAGACAAGCCCGUCGAGGCUUUUACAGGUCCUGAUGAAACAAAGGAUAUCGAAUUGACUGUUCAAACCCUCCAUACUGUGACGUCUUCUCCUCCAAUUGAAAUCAAAAAAAGGCACAGGAAUAAAUUCUGUUGCAUAUUGUGACGAAAAGUAACACAAAUAGUUAACGUUUAGGAGUUAUUUUGUAAAACUAUAGAUCAAUAUCGACGAUAAGAACGCUCAUACUUCACAUUCCCUCACUAUAUACUCUCCUCAUAUGCAUUCUACUACAUACAAUAGGUGAGCUUUCUAAAACUCUACAUUUAUUAAGUUGAGAGACGUAAAAUUUAAAACUGUUGGUUGAGGAAAGUUGACUGAUUGUACUUAUAAAAUCAAAGAGGAAGGACUUGAUAUUAUAACUUGAGUCUUUUUCUAUAAAAUAUAAAUAUAAUACCUGUAAAGAACGGGUAUUUUGUGUAAAAUUGUAAAUAAAAUUCUAGCCUAUUCAAAUUGAACUGUAAAUGUUUCUUUAUGAAAAAUUCUUCUUUUAAAUAAUUUACUUUUUAUAUGUGGAUAUUUUCGAAAUUCAAACUCUAAAUAAAACUGUUCUAUCCGACUAUUUUAAACGUUAGAUUUUUGGUAUGUUAUUUAAUUCAAAUAUCUAAUUGGUAUAUUUAAAUGUUACACUUGUUAAAAAUUAUAUGAAUAUCUGGCCCUUCAUCGCACAAUCAAUGGUGUUCUAGGACAUUUUAUAAAUAACUCAAGAUUUAUACGAGUAAACCAAAAUGUAUAUAGGAAAUUUCUUUGAUAUUAGAGAUCAAGUUUUCGAUUUCUUUACCUUUAUGGAACAUAUAUUGGUCUUAUAAAUAUUUAUUUAAUUGUUUAGAUUAAACAGAUCUCCUUCCUAAUUUUUUGUAAACUUUUAAAUAAAGAAUUAUAACUUUAAACUUUGUAUCACGGGUUUUUCAGAACAUCUUUCUCUAUGUUGAACCAAUCCAUCUCCAAAACAUAUGUCACAUCAUUAAAAGUAAAAUGAGUAGGCGGUUUUGAUUCUCCGUUAUCGAAUUUGAAAGACUUGCUGAAUUCUAUAGCUAACUUCGAAGCAACCAAUCCUACUGAACCGGUUCUUUCCGGAGCUGGAUGGUACACUCUACACGUUUCUGGAGACAUUAUGACUUUAUUGGGAAGGAAUUUAGUUGUUAAUAAAUCUCCAGCGUGAUUGUGGGCCAAAAGGAGGUCAUUUGAAUCCGGUUUUUGAAUAACAUGUGUGAAAACUAUUGGUCGAUCGUCACAUCUCACGAAAUUUCUCUCUCUUCCACAAGGAGAAACGUAAGGAAAUUCCGUAUAUCUUCCUGUUGUAUUGACUCUCAACUGAUUGAAGAAGAACCUUAUAAAUUUCUUCUCCUUGAAACACGAAGUGAAGUUUUUU